Molecule: messenger RNA, 3095 nt
Organism: Phanerochaete carnosa HHB-10118-sp
Lineage: Eukaryota; Fungi; Basidiomycota; Agaricomycetes; Polyporales; Phanerochaetaceae
Product: glycosyltransferase family 2 protein
Exons: 12
Coding region: 94-2739 (881 amino acids)
Cellular component (GO): cell periphery; cell septum
Molecular function (GO): chitin synthase activity
Source: RefSeq, a predicted model, not a curated record
CACUCACCUCAUUUUUCACCUCCAGGCGAGGCAGGCCACGUCCUCCACGCAUCCCUCCUCAUUGACGUCUAAUCCUCAACAGCCCCACAACUAAUGGCCGAGGAACACCGUCCGCCGUUGCCCUCUUUCACUUCUCAGUCCAGCCUGAGCGAAGCUGAGCACGACCCGUUUUCUGAUCGCCCACACAUCGCCUUUCACGAGGCACCACCGAGUGCCUAUGCAAGCACGACUUCGCUCCCUGGUGAAUUUGGGACACAAGGACAGUAUGAUGACGAUGAGGUAGAGAAGAUGCCCUUGACUUCGGGUGGGCUGUAUCCGCCAGCCCCCAUGGACCCUAGUGCAUACGGCGACCCGUAUGGGCGCCCGCUGUCGGUUGCAUCCACAUCAAGUGGAGGUGUCGAAUCAGCCUGGAGACGUAGACAGACCAUCAAGCGUGGUGUCACUCGUAAGGUCAAGCUGACCAAGGGUAACUUCAUCACGGAGUAUCCGGUGCCUACACCUGUAUACAGCGCCAUCGAGGGAAAAUGGACACAAGACGCGCGCACAACGGAGUUCAGCCACAUGCGGUAUACAGCUGCGACGUGCGAUCCUGACGACUUCUCAGAGGCAAGCGGCUACUCGCUGCGCACGAAGCAGUACAACCGCUCGACGGAGCUGCUGAUCGCUGUCACAUCUUACAAUGAAGACAAGACUCUGUACGCGCGUACGCUGCAUGGUGUCAUGCUGAAUAUCCGAGACAUCUGCAAGACGAAGCAGUCGAAGUACUGGCGUCGCACCGCAGAGGAGGGUGUUCCUGGAUGGCAGAAGAUCGCGGUCGCGCUGAUCAUCGACGGUCUCGAGCCUAUGGACAAGACUGUGUUGGAUAUCUUGGCUACUGUCGGUGUCUACCAGGAUGGCGUCAUGAAGAAGCAGGUCGACGGGAAGGAAACCGUUGCGCACAUCUUCGAGUACACAACACAGCUGUCGGUGGAUGCUACGCCGCAACUGGUCGUUCCCCAAGGCGACGAUCCCAACAACCUCGUUCCCGUACAAAUCAUGCUCGUCAUCAAAGCCAAGAACCAAAAGAAGAUUAAUUCUCACCGCUGGCUGUUCAAUGCCAUCGGCAAGAUGCUCGAGCCCGAGAUUUGUGUCCUCCUCGAUGCUGGUACGAAGCCAGGUCGCAAGUCGAUCUACUACCUCUGGGAAGCCUUCUACAACGACGCCAAUCUUGGAGGAUGCUGCGGAGAGAUUCAUGCCAUGCUUGAGGGUGGAAAGAAGCUUCUGAACCCGCUCGUCGCGGCCCAGAACUUCGAGUACAAGAUGUCAAACAUUCUAGACAAGCCUUUAGAGAGCAGUUUCGGAUACGUCUCUGUAUUGCCUGGUGCAUUCUCAGCGUACCGGUACCGCGCUAUCCUUGGUCGGCCUCUUGAACAGUACUUCCACGGUGACCAUUCGCUCGCCGAUCGCCUAGGCCCCAAGGGUAUCUACGGCAUGAACAUCUUCACGAAGAACAUGUUCUUGGCCGAGGAUCGUAUCCUCUGUUUCGAGCUAGUCGCGAAGGCCAACGAAAGGUGGACGCUCACAUACGUUAAACCUUCCAAGGCCGAGACAGAUGUACCCGAGUCUGCUGCUGAGUUGAUCGGCCAGCGCAGGCGUUGGCUCAACGGUUCGUUCGCCGCAUCGGUGUAUGCGCUCGUCAACUUCUUCAAGCUCUAUCGAUCUGGCCAUGGCAUUGUCCGAAUGUUCUUCUUCCACGUACAGGCGUUCUACAACGUUUUCUCUCUAGUCUUCUCUUGGUUCUCGCUGGCAAACAUCUGGCUGACGUUCAGUAUCAUCAUUGAUCUCGUUGCCGACCAGACCCCUUUCUUUGGUUCAGCGACGGUGACACACUGGGUCAACGAAGUUCUCAAGUGGAUAUACCUCAUAUUUUUGGCGCUGCAAUUCGUCCUUGCGCUCGGUAACAGGCCAAAGGGUGAACGCAUGGCGUACGCUCUAACGUUAUGGGUUUACGCUAUUCUUGCGGUGUACCUGCUGGUCUGUUCAUUCUACUUGACAGUGAAAGCAUUCGAGAAUAUUCCCACCCUGCUCGAACAAACUAAGGGGAGCGUGAUCCUGGCAAUCCUUACCGGGCCUAUCGGUGCUCUCAUCGCCGCUGCUGUCUCAACCUUUGGCAUCUACUUCGUCGCCUCAUUCCUCUACCGCGACCCUUGGCACAUGUUCACAAGUUUCUUCCAAUACCUUUGCCUGGCCCCAAGUUUCACGAACGUUUUGAACGUCUAUGCCUUCUGCAACUUGCACGAUGUCUCGUGGGGAACCAAGGGUAGCGAUAAAGCCGAGGCGUUGCCGUCUGUCAGUUCAAAGAAGGGCAAGACUGAGGACACUGCUGUCGUUGAGGAAGCGACGCGGAACAAGGAAGAUCUCGAGGCGCACUUCAAGGAGACCGUCACCCGUGCGGUCACCAAGCUUGAGGUCAAGGAGGAAGUCGAGAAGCCAACGAUGGACGACGAGAACAAGACAUUCCGUACCCGGCUCGUUGCGUUCUGGAUGCUCAGUAACGCGGGCCUUGCGGUCGCUAUCGAGAAUAUCAACGGUCUGCCAACUGGCAAUGAGGCUCAAGACGAGGCAGGGCUUCAUGCGAAGCAGAACAUCUACUUCGAAGUUAUCCUCUACUCGACCUUCGGUCUUGCGGCUGUGCGCUUCAUAGGGUGCUUGUACUACUUCCUCAAGCGGAACUUGUUCCGCCUCUGCCGCAGAAACUAAACAGACACGAGCUCAUCACGAUGCUUUCCAUAUGCUCCAUUCCACUCCUUUUGAUUCUGGGAUACCUCGUACUGGGACAUGAAUUGACGUACUUUGAGUUGCUUCUAUACCCCGCGCAUGGGGUCGCCGUCUGAUAAUUUCUACUAUGUAAAUGGAGAUGUCGCCGCCUAUCCUAACUCGCCAUAAAACCGUUCCGGAUGUCUUGUCGCACACUAUGGACUCUCUCGCAUCUUUCACAUCCCACUCCUCUCUUUUCCUCUCUCUCACUCGCUAGCUAGAAAAUUAGGACUCUACUUGAGUAAGCAGCUUUCGCAUUGUUUCGAGCUUUGGCAUGAAUGUGAAGCCUGUGAUUUCCC